This is a messenger RNA of Ipomoea nil (Japanese morning glory), 1506 nucleotides long. RefSeq names its product E3 ubiquitin-protein ligase RGLG2. The coding region runs from base 89 to 1363 and encodes 424 amino acids. NCBI's taxonomy places the organism in Eukaryota, Viridiplantae, Streptophyta, Magnoliopsida, Solanales, Convolvulaceae. The record is from RefSeq and is a predicted model, not a curated record. The transcript is spliced from 11 exons.
UAGCUAGUACUCUGAUCUACAAGCUAAUUUAAGCGAUAGAUGCACGAAUGAAGGAACUUUAAUUUCAAGCGCGGGAGACUGGAGAGCGAUGGGUAGUAUUUUUUCCUUGGCAAAAUCUCGUAAACAGAGCAAUACUGCUUCAAGCAGAAGCCCCGGAACAACGUCAACAACCCGUGCAUCAUCGUACCGUGGACAAACCCAACCCCCUGGUUCUCGUAAUAAUAGUUUUACUUCCCUCCGGCGAACCCUUUCUUCCAAGAUGGCAAGCAGUAGCGUCGGAAAAACCGAGGAAGCUGAGAAGAAGACGAGGGCGAAGAACAAGUACCAGUACAUCCCUGAUAACUUCACUUCCCUUGAUCAGAUUACAGCAGCCUUGAGGGAAUCAGGUCUAGAAUCAUCAAAUCUAAUUAUUGGUAUUGACUUCACAAAGAGUAAUGAAUGGACAGGCAAAGUGUCAUUCAACAAUAGGAGCCUCCAUACAAUUGGUGAGCAGCCUAAUCCAUAUGAGAAAGCCAUAUCUAUUAUUGGGAAAACACUGGCUCCACUUGAUGAAGACAAUUUGAUUCCCUGUUUUGGGUUUGGUGAUGUGGGUACACAUGACCAACAAGUGUUCAGCUUUCACUCUCAUCAUUCCCCUUGUCAUGGCUUUGAAGAAGUCUUAGCUUGCUACAGGAACAACGUCUCAAAUUUGAAAUUAUCUGGGCCAACAUCUUAUGGGCCAGUCAUAGAUGCUGCAAUAGACGUGGUGGAGAAAAGUGGCGGGCAAUUCCAUGUCCUGGUUAUUAUAGCAGAUGGGCAGGUUACAAGAAGUGUUAAUACAAGGGAUACAGAACUCAGCCCUCAGGAAGAGAGAACUAUUUCUUCUAUUGUCGAUGCAAGUAUGUAUCCUCUAUCUAUUGUUCUGGUUGGUGUUGGUGACGGACCUUGGGAAGACAUGAAAAAUUUUGAUGAUAGAAUUCCUACUCGUCAAUUUGACAAUUUUCAGUUUGUCAAUUUUACUGCCAUCAUGUCAACAUAUAGAACUGAUUCUGAAAAAGAAACUAGGUUUGCCCUUGCUGCACUUAUGGAAAUCCCUAUCCAGUAUCAAGCAGCGAAAGAAUUUGGUCUACUAGGGCAUGUGACAGGUAAAGCAAAGAAAGUAAUUCCACGACCCCCACCUAUUCCAUAUACGCAUCGUCAACCAAAUAGUCUUUCAACAUCUACACAUGAUGAAGAAACUCAGGCAUGCCCAGUGUGUUUGACGAGUAUGAAGGACAUGGCCUUUGGUUGUGGACACACGACUUGCAGGGAAUGUGGUGCAAUAGUGUCUGACUGUCCAAUUUGUCGCCAGCGAAUAACCAGUCGUAUUCGGCUAUAUAUGUGACUCAAGGGAUCAUGUAUGCAUGUAUAGAUCGAGCUAGUUUAUAUUUUUUUGUCCCUUCUUUGCGGAGACUAUUAGAGGUAAAUCCACCUCUAAUUCAUAAUAAAUAUUUUGAUAGAAGAAUUAGCUUAUUUAUAACGGUUUGA